Molecule: messenger RNA, 2719 nt
Organism: Microcebus murinus (gray mouse lemur)
Lineage: Eukaryota; Metazoa; Chordata; Mammalia; Primates; Cheirogaleidae
Source: RefSeq, a predicted model, not a curated record
AUGAAGAAGUUGCCAUGGACGCAGCGGCGGCCGCUGGCGGGCGCGCGCGCGCGGGGUCGCGGGGGGUGCCGCGCAGCCUCGGUGUCCCGGGGCCCGGCGGCGGCGCAGGGCCGCGCUCACGGCCCGGGCGGUACCAUGAAGUCCGUAAAGAAGGAAUCCCGCCUCCGAGUACCUACAAGCAGAUUUCAGGAGGCCGCAGAGACCAUCAAAGAAAAGAGGCGAGCAAAAGUCUCUGAACAGCCCACACCCCCAGUUCAGGAUGAGCCUGAGCCUAUUAGCAAUGUCCUGCAAGGAGAUGACAUUCUUGCCUUAGCCAUUAAGAGGGAAGACUUGAAGAAGCAACACAUCCCUCAUCUUACUGACACGGGAGAUAAACCUGUCAUUACCCAGAAAUUUAUCAUCCGCAAACUCAGACCCACGGAUCCCAGGAGGAAGGUCUGCCACUUAGUAGCACAUCCUGCUAAUCCAGAUGCAGCCACAAAGCCCCUGGACUACUCUGGUCCAGGCGACAGCUUUGAAGGCAGUGACCAAAUCCUGCCCCACCACAUUUUGGGGAAUCUCCAUGACUUUAAGAGAAUUGCAGUUGCUCGUGGGAACACCCAGCUGGCCGAGCUGAUACCCACCUCGCCCUGUCUGCUGACCCUCAUCUCAGCUAGAGAAGAGCAGAGGCCCAAAGCCCCAGAGGAAGAGAAGAGACCUCCCUGGGCUCCGCCUCUUCAGCACAACUUUCUGAAGAACUGGCAGCGGAACAUGGCUCUGCGGAAGAAGCAGCAAAAAGCCCUCAGCAAGCACCUGAAGAAGCCGGUCGGCGAGCUGCUGAUGCACAGCGGGGAGACCUACCGGCACAUCCAGGAGGAGCGCCAGCUUCUUGACCGCACACUGCCAGCACAGCGGGACAGGAAAGUGAGGACAGCUGUCCCUGAGUGCCCUGUGACUCGGGGGGUCUUGACACCGAGACGGCUUGUCUCCGGUUGCACGGUUGGGGAGAGAAAAUCUGUCCAUUGCAAAGCCUUGUUAAAGGCCUUCAGCAGACAUUUCUCAUCCCUCCUCCCCCAGAAGCAAGUCGGAAUUGCUGCUUGCUUGACCUUCGAAACCAUAGAAGGGGAGAAAACGUCUUCAAAACUGACCGUGGCGAAUAAUGGCACAGUGGCCAUCUGGUACGACUGGCGACGGCAGCAUCAGCCAGACGCUUUCGAGGACCUGAAGCGAAGCAAGAUGCAGCGGUUUUACUUUAACAAUCGAGAAGGUGUGAUUCUGCCUGGAGAAACUAAACACUUUACCUUCUUCUUCAAGUCUUUGUAUGCGGGGAUCUUCAGGGAAUCGUGGGAGUUUGGAACCCAUCCCACCCUGUUAGGAGGUGCAGUCCUGCAGGUCAAUCUCCAUGCAGUGUCCCUGGCCCAGGACAUUUUUAGGGAGGAGAGAAAGUCACUGGAGACCAAACUGGCUGCCUACGAGGCGGUCACCAUCGUGCAGAACGUACUGCAGGAGCUGCUGAUGGGGGUCUUGACCCCAGAUCGCGUGGCGUCACCUGCGGAUGCCUAUCUCACUGAAGAGGACUUGUUCCACCUUAAGAAUCCUCGGCUGCACUACCAGCACCAAGUGGUGCAAAACCUGCACAGACUGUGGCGCCAGUACAUGGUCAUGCCCACCACGGCCUUGGAGGCCAAGCUGAGCGGGAUAGAGCACCCCGGCCUCACGGUCCAGUCGGCCCCGGCAGAGAAGACCUUGCUGGGCACUGAACUCUCACCGCGCCCUAGGAGUGUGGUCUCAGAACCUCAAGUGCCCCGGCAGGAGAAUGAGGCCCUCAGGGACUUCAGAGAUGCCUUGGGGUCCCAGAAGACUGGCGCGGAGACCAAGAGUCCCCAGAAAAAGGAUGUCGCACUAGAGAUCGUGGCGGAGCAGAGCUCAGAUGUGCCGGGCAUCAACACCCCCUGGGAGCCAGAUGACCUUCCCACACCCGAGUGGAACCUCUGUUUGGAUGACUUCAGAAAGGCAGUGAAGGUGCUUCCUAAGGAGACCCAGAGGGAGAAUGCGCUAAUCACACUCAACAGAGCAGCCCUGGAGCUGUGCCAGGAGCAGAAGCCGUUGCAGUCCGACCUCCUGCACCAGACGUGUUUGCAGCUGUGGCGUGAUGUGAUUGACAGCCUGGUGAGCCACUCCCUGUGGCUGAGGGCUCUGCUGGGCCUUCCUGAGAAGGAGACCGUCUAUUUGGAUGUGCCACAUGAGCAAGAUCAAAAAUUGCCUCCCAUCAUGGAAGCGAAGAUGCCUACUGGGAGGGCCGGGAAGGAGGAGCGGAAAGGGGCAGCCCAGGAAAAGAAGCAACUGGGAAUCAGAGACAAAGAGGACAAGAAAGGAGCCAAGUUGCCCGGGAAAGAGGAACGACUGAACAGCAGGAAGCAAAAGGCAAAGGAUGACAAGAAAGUAAUGAAACCUGCAAGCCAGGAAGGGUUUUUCUCGGAGGAUCCUGUGCCGGACAGCGUCACCCCUUCCCAGGAGCCCAUCGAUCCCCUGGUCAUGGACAAGUACACCCAGAGGCUGCACAUUGAGGUCUACGGGUUGCUGAACACCCUCGUGACCGAGCUGGUGGUGCUGGCUGAUGAGCUCAGCCUAAAGGAUACUGAGGAGACUCUUCAUCUUUGCAGCUGACUCUCAGGCCCAAGCAACCUUCUGGGAAACCAGAUAACAAACAAAUCAAUAAAGAACCUUGAGAUUUCUACCA